AUUGCAUUUAGUUUUCCUCUAUAAAAGUCUUAAAUAUUUCCUCUUUCUUACUGAUACUGAAACAGGUUAGUUUAGGUUAAAAAGGUUUUCAAAUUCACCGAUUUAAUUUGGUGAAAACUGCAGAUAAUUGACUGUUUAAUUCAAUAUUUGUGACAAAAAUAUUACAGCUGUCUGUCACCCAUAAAGACCAAUUAGUGCUUGAUUGGUACACUUAAUUUCCUCUUACUACAGUGCAGAGUUUUAGUGAUCAAAUAUGGUCUAAAUGUUGUUUCACAUCAUUCACAUCAAUUUAAUGAAUAUUAACAGACUCUAUCAGCUCCUGGCAGCGUCUGUGUGAACACUAUGAGCAUCAAUAUUGGGCUUCAAAACCCCUAAACAUGAUUUAAUUCUAAAUACAGAACUUUCAGGCUUUCAGGCUGCUUCAGUAAAGAAUCCUAACAGAUGUUCCUCUUCUGCUUUUCAGAGCCUCCGUUGGGGUUUUUCUUCUUUCAAUCAAGGCAGCAGAGAGAGAGAGAGGAGAGCUGAUGAAGAGGCUGAUGAUGAGAGUGAAAGAAUGAUCCAGGCAGUGACUGAGGACGCAGACACACUCUCAUAAACAGGUAAUAAACAGGUGCAGCGAUGGCGGCGUGGCUGGGCCGGGUGUCCUGGGGCGACGCCUGGUACAACAUGUACUCCCGGCUGCUACGCACCAAACCUGUGGGCUCCAUGGCUCAGAGCGCUGACGACCUCACCGAGCUGGGGGAGGGCUCGGCGCUUGGACUCGCCAAGGUCCUGACCACUGUGGACCUGGUGUCGCUCGGGGUGGGCAGCUGCGUCGGCACGGGGAUGUAUGUGGUCGCCGGGCUGGUUGCCAAGGCGAUGGCCGGGCCGGGGGUCAUCCUGUCCUUCAUCAUUGCAGCUGUGGCCUCCAUACUGUCAGGCGUUUGCUACGCAGAGUUUGGCGUCCGGGUCCCCAAGACGACCGGCUCGGCCUACACCUACAGCUACGUGACGGUCGGGGAGUUUGUGGCGUUUUUCAUUGGCUGGAACUUGAUCCUGGAGUAUCUGAUUGGCACGGCGGCGGGGGCGUCGGCUCUCAGCAGCAUGUUCGACUCUCUGGCCAAUCACAGCAUCAGUAACUACAUGAUAACACACCUGGGCACGCUCAGAGGACUCGGUAAAGGUGAGGACACCUACCCCGACCUGCUGGCCCUGUUCAUCGCCCUGCUGGUCACAGUCGUCGUCGCCCUCGGCGUGCGUAACUCGGUUGGCUUCAACAACGUCCUGAACGUGGUCAACAUGGUGGUCUGGGUCUUCAUGAUCAUCGCCGGGCUGUUUUUCCUCUCCGCCAGUAACUGGGAAGCCGGCAGGUUCCUGCCCUACGGUUGGUCAGGGGUGAUGAAAGGCGCAGCGACCUGCUUCUACGCCUUCAUCGGUUUCGACAUCAUUGCGACGACAGGAGAGGAGGCCAAGAACCCCAACACCUCCAUCCCGUACGCCAUCACCGCCUCGCUGGUCACCUGCCUCACCGCCUACGUGUCGGUGAGUGUGAUCCUGACUCUCAUGGUUCCCUACAACCUGAUCGACGGCUCGGCUCCUCUCAUGGAGAUGUUCGCGGUGCACGGCUUCCUGUGGGGGAAGUACACCGUGGCCGUGGGCUCCAUAGCGGGACUCACCGUCUCUCUGCUGGGCUCCUUGUUCCCCAUGCCGAGGGUCAUCUACGCCAUGGCCCGAGACGGACUGCUGUUCAAGUUCCUGUCACAUGUGUCUGCCCUCACACACACUCCGACGGUGGCGUGCGUGGUGUCGGGGUGCUUUGCGGCCAUCCUCGCUCUGCUGGUGAGCCUGAGGGACCUGAUCGAGAUGAUGUCCAUCGGCACCCUGCUGGCCUACACUCUGGUCAGUGUGUGCGUGCUUUUACUGCGCUACCAGCCCGACGAACACGCCGACACACACCAGUUCAGCUCCGGCGAGGGCGUGGACGGCCUGAAGCACCGGGACGACGGCGCCGUUCCCACCAAAGACGACCAGAUGCUGAUCGGAGACGCUGACGGUUCGUCCUCCUACCACGCCGGCGGCAGCGAGGGAGACGGAGACGACUCAGAGUUCCACACGGGCCACGCCUCACUGCUGAAAAGGCUUCUGGGAGGUCAUUACUACACCCUGCGACUGCGGCUGGGAAUGCCCGAUGCGUCGGCCCGGCCCACCCCCGCAACCGGCCGCAUAGUGACCCGCUGCACCCUCCUCCUCUUCAUCAUGUCCUUCCUCCUCUGGUCCACCAUCAUAUUCGGUGUUGAGCAGGGAACGGGGGCUGGGGCGGUGGUUUCAGCCCUGAUGGCCACACUGAUGGCGGGAUCCUUGGCGAAGCUUUUGAUCAUGAUUUUACAGCAGCCAGAGAGUGGGCGGAGCCUGCCCUACAUGGCGCCAUGCGUGCCCUUUGUUCCCGCGGCAGCCAUAUUGGUCAACAGCUACCUCAUGCUCAAACUGUCUCCCCUCACCUGGGCCAGAUUCACCAUCUGGUGCAUCAUAGGUCUGUUGAUCUACUGUUGCUAUGGAGUGUGGCACAGCACGCUAGAGCUCAACGCCCGGGAGGAGCAGGCACACGCCAGCUCCUACCAGCGCUAUGACGACCACCUCGACGACACCUUCUCCCCCUGUGAUGAACUUUACCCCCAGGAGCAGGACGAGAGACCCUAUCAGGGCUGGUCUGCCCCGGAAGAGAGGGGCAGCCACGGCCAGCGGCAGGAGAACCAGUAUGAGGAACAAGAGGGAGAGCAAUAUGAGGAUAACAGUGACCAGUAUGGAUACCAGUCUGGUCCAGCGGGUCAGUACACGACCAGAGGUUACAGGUCCAGGGGAAGGACCAAUCAUGGCUUUGAAGAGGAGGAUUAAAUACAGGAUGUUUUGCUGCCCUAAAUGGACAAAAUCAAAGAAUCAAAGAAUGAAUAAAACUUUGAAAGCGCCUUUUAUGUGAGACACUAAAUCAAAAACUCUCCAAGACAAGUGAAGUCAUAUCAUAAGAUUUUAUUCUAAUAUCUACCAGGGAACCUCUCCCUUCAGUGUGGAAACCUGGCUUUGAUCUCAUGGGAGGAGAGAGGAGAGUGGAUACGAUGGGCACCUCCCAUCACAGAUGUUUCACUGAAUGAGGCUCAAAGCAGCUGCAGAAGCUUCAGUACAUUCUGGUGUCUGCAACCACCUCGCAUGACCAACAACAACCUCUCUUACCCGUUUCUUACAGUACUGUCGGCCUUCAUUUCCUCAUGCAACAUUCAUGCACAUAUCAGUGUCCCAGUACGAAAGGUCAUCCUGUGAAGUGACAUUUUAGCAGUGGUGGAAGAAGUAUUCAGAUCCUUUACUUAAGUAGAAGUACUAGUAC
This is a messenger RNA of Thunnus maccoyii (southern bluefin tuna), 3355 nucleotides long. It is a transcript of the gene slc7a14b, whose product is annotated as solute carrier family 7 member 14b. The transcript has 7 exons. Lineage: Eukaryota; Metazoa; Chordata; Actinopteri; Scombriformes; Scombridae. The record is from RefSeq and is a predicted model, not a curated record. Gene Ontology annotation, biological process: transmembrane transport; amino acid transport. Bases 619 to 2871 code for a protein of 750 amino acids. Gene Ontology annotation, molecular function: amino acid transmembrane transporter activity. Gene Ontology annotation, cellular component: plasma membrane.